This is a messenger RNA of Effrenium voratum, 3614 nucleotides long. The record is from the annotation of a GenBank genome assembly. NCBI's taxonomy places the organism in Eukaryota, Dinophyceae, Suessiales, Symbiodiniaceae.
GUGAAGGGCUCAUCCAGCACUGGCAUCGAGCCCAAAGUGGCUUUGUGACUGGAUGUGACAUGGCUCGAUGGAGCUGGACGGCGCUUCCCGUUGCUUUGCUGCCAAGGAGCUCACUGUGCAACGCGCAGCUGCCCCCAGAAUGUGUGGAGUUUGCCACCUGCGCCCAAGCGGGGGCACAGUGGCAGGAGUUCCGACACGCGGUGCAGCAGGCCGCUGCCCUGGAAGCAGCGAAUCAGCAGGCGGCUAUGGAGCUCUAUUUCCAGCUCAUGCAGCGCUACACCUUGGACGCGGGGAUGGCUCUGCAGUGCCGCAUGGGCUCUGCCAGCGUCUUCUACCGCCUGGGGCGGAUGUACUUGGGUAUGGGCUACUCGCAGCGUGCCGCCAACCUCUUCCAGUUGGCCAUGAGCAUGUUCUGGGACACCUCGCGGUCCGAGAACGGCAUGGCGUGCCUGCAGCAUGAGAUGUGGGGCGUGAGGUGGUUCGAAGACUUCAUGGAGACCUACCUCAGCAACGCCGCGAGGAUCCGGCGCAACGACCUGGCCAUGCUGCCGCAUUUGUCGGAGCUCCAGGUGCCUGACACCUAUCGAGACCCCAACCUCUCCAUCGGAGUCUUCUCGCUCUGCGACUACAGCCCCGAGUCCCCCAUGGCUUGGCUGCUGCAAAGGUCGCGCAGGAACCGCCAGGCCUACUGCAGCCGCCAUGGCUAUGGCUUGGAGUGGACCAGCGAGCGGCCAGGUUCCUCCAAGGACCGACACCCUGUCUGGGGCCAGAUCGCUGGGCCGCUGGAAUUGAUCAACGCGGGAAAGUACGACUGGAUCCUCUCCAUGGAUUGCGACUCGCUCUUCGUGGACCUGACGGUGACGGUCGACAGCCUGCUGUACCGCUUCGCUUCCCGGGCCACGCCCUGGGGGAAGUUGGAGCUGGAUCCGGAGGUGCACUUCCUCAUCUCCGAGGACGGGCGCGGACUGGCAGGGGGCAACUGGAUCGUCCGCAACUCCCCGGAAGGCCGGGCGUUUCUGAGCGAGGUGUACGGCCCAGGAGAGGAGGCGAAGAACCCCUACAUGAGGCACGACCUCCGAGACCAGUUCUCCCUUCUUUGGCACCUGGUGAGGCCGGGGGUGGGGCUGCCUUUGCCGCCAGAAGCUGGAGGUGGCUCUCCGGCGAGCUGGGCCGCGGUGGGCUACUUGCCCCUAGUACGGCUGGUGCCGCAGGACAUGUUGCUCGGCUCCUACCCUUUCGUCAGCUGCUCGCAGCCGGGGGACCAGGCGCACCGCUGCUUCGAGGAGAGCCGGAAGUUCAUCGUCUCCAUCCCGCUGCUAGGUGCACUUCCCCAGCAGCUGGCCCAGGCGGUGCUGGACCGGUUUCUCCUGGAGAGCCUGGGCACUUUGGACGAUCCCGUAUACGAGCAGCAGCUUCGGGGCAUGUGCGCCACCGUGGACAUCUCCCAGUGCUUGGUCUUGGCCUCGAUUCGGGUCGAUCUGCCCAGUUCGCCCGCCUUUGCCUGGGCACAGCAGGCACAGAAGCCGCGGAAGGCUGACAAAGACAAAGAUAGGUUCGACGGGUCGAAGAAGCGCCCGGAGCGGGCGGUGCGCAGCAAGAGCCUCGCAGAGCUGCUCGCGGAGGAGGAGGCGGGGAAGGGCCCGAAGCUGGAGGAAGCCUUGCUGGCGGUGUUUCAGCUCAUCGACGCCGACUGCGGCGGGUCCAUCUCUAAGCUGGAGCUCAUCGGCGCGGUGUACCGACAUGCCCUGGUGGCCUCCUUUGUGCUGCAGGGCCACGAUAUCAACGUGGACCUCCGGGACGCCAACGGCCAGGUAUCGAUCAAUGAGUACAGCUUCGAUGCCAUCGAUGACAUUUUCGAGAGCAUGUCCGGCGGCAGCAGCCGCGUGAAGUACAUGGACUUCGCGAGCCACUUCCGGCGCGCCGCCGCGGCGUCCUUGGCGGCGGAGCGCGAGCAGGGGGGCAUGCGGGAGAUCUUCCGGCAGAUCGACGCGGACGGGGAUGGGGCCAUCUCCAAGCUGGAGCUGGUGGCGGCCAUCCAACGGGACAAGCGGGUCUCCUCCUACCUGCUCCCGGGCAUCAACCCUCGGGUCAUCUUAGAGGAUGAGGCGAGCUAUGACGCCGUGUGCGCCUUGUUCGACCAGAUGGCCGCGGGCCGGCAGCGCAUCAGGUGGCUGGAUUUCAAGAACCACUGCCUCACGGCGCGGUUCCCGGAGGUCUUCGAUUCCACGCCUUCGCACUGUGGCAGCCCACAGAGCUGCCCGAGCCCGCAGAACGCUGAGAAGUGCGACAGGUCCAAGAUCCGAGUGCUGGUCCUGGGCCCGGGCUUCGGACGGGAGCGGAACCCUCACCAGGCCGCCAUGCUCGUCCAGGCGGGGUUUCAGCUUCACUGGGUGAGGGACUUGCAGGAGUUCCCAGAUGACGGGGCACGUCUCACCUACCACCUGGUGGCUCCCCAUUUGCCGAAGAUCCGCGACGAGAUCCAGCGAGUCCGGCCCAGCGCAGUGCUUUGCGCCUCCCAAGGAGGUGCUUACCUGGUGGGCCUUUGGCAGCUAGGCUUUUGGCAGGGCCCCAGCAUCAUGCUGAACUGCCACCCCUCGCUGCCGAUGCGCCUCCCGGGCGCGCAAAUCGUCUUGGCCCACGGCUCCAAUGACGAGAGCUACCUCUGGCGACGAGAGGACUUGGAGGAUUUGGUGUGCACAGGAGCGCCAAACAAGUGCUUCCUCUACUAUACCGCCAACAGCGGAUAUUUGGCAUCGGGCUCCUUGACAAGGCUGGGGGACCGGCAUGCGAUGCAGUCCAUCCUCACCCACGACUGCUUGCCGCGGCUCAUCGAGGCGGCAGUGAGUCCCCAGGGCCCGGAGAUGCACAUGCUACACAGCUGGCGCCAGCAGCUGGGAGAGCAGCGAUUGGAGGCCCAGCACUGGCUGGGCUACUCCUUGGAGCGCCUGAGGCGGCUCUGGGCCUCCCCGGGGCGUCAGGGCUGCGCUGAGCAGAAGCUCUUCCCGGUGCCCCAGACCAGCGAGGAGUACCGGAAGGUGGCUGCGAUCUUUAAGGCGGAGCCACCUGAGCCUCCGGCCUACAUGCUUUCCUCGCAGGCGAGCUGGGAGCAGUUGCCCAUUAUCAAGAUCGAGCGAAUCGAGCACGGGUGCCAGCUGGAGUGCUCGGCCAUGCCCUACCGGGACGGCCUGAGGAAGUCGCUGAAGGAGCAGGGCCUGGACUUCGAGGCCUCGGUCCACGGCUGCUGGGCCUUCCACGGAGCAGACUCCGAGGCCCUGGGCUCCGUGAUCCGCGACGUCUCGGGCUUCCAGCCCUUGAUCUCUGGCAGCCGCAACAGCCCGGUGUGGGGCUCAGGCACCUACUUCGCGCGGGACGCCAAGUACGUGGCGGACGGCCAGUUCUGCCCCCGGCGGCCGGACGGGCUGCGGUGCAUGCUCCUGUGCCUCGUGACGCUGGGCAUGCCCUGCCUGGGGGAUCCCCAACAAAAGGGGGUCCUGCCAUUCCGCCAGAAGCCGCAUCGCUACAACUCCACAGUGGACUCCUUGUCCAGCCCCGAGGUCUACGUCGUCCAGCACGCAGGAGCGGCCCACCCCGCGUACCUCAUCACCUUCGCAUAG